AUGAUAUCAGUAGCAUUUCAUGGAACAAGAGCAUAUCUUAUAGACAAAAGUCUUAUACCAAUAGUUUUGUUAUGGUUAGACCCAGUUGUUGGAUAUAACUUCAUAACUUAUGGUUCAUUCGACUCAGAACGUUGCAGUGAAGGCUUACUUUACAUCGUUCAGAAACCGAAGGACUUCAACACAAAAAGAUAUAAGAUAGGAAGGACAUAUAAUAUAACUCAAAGAUAUGACAGUACAGUCAAUAGAGUCAAGGUUGUGUUCGUUAAUGAUAUGAGAGCUGCUGAAACAGAACUGCUUGAAGUUUUUGAGAAAAUGUAUGGUGCUCCCACGAAAGGUAAAGAAACGUUUGAAGUAGAUGAGAUAGAUAAAGCUAUAAAAUUAUUUGACGAAGUUGCUGAAAAAUACAUGUAA
Trichomonas vaginalis G3 is the source of this 411-nucleotide messenger RNA. Its product is annotated as organellar and viral DNA polymerase type B. The coding region runs from base 1 to 411 and encodes 136 amino acids. The record is from RefSeq and is a predicted model, not a curated record. The transcript has a single exon. NCBI's taxonomy places the organism in Eukaryota, Parabasalia, Trichomonadida, Trichomonadidae.